CCUCCAAACAUGGCGCCGGCCCGCAGCGCUGCUGCUUUCCCGAAAGGCGACGCGCAGAGAGGGAGAGACGGAGGAGAAGAAGAAGGAGAAAAAGUCAACAACUAACCCUAAACGCGUUUUUUUAAAUAAAAAAACUAAUUUUUAAAACGAACAAAACUUCACACUCUUUAAGCUUUCCGACGGAGACGUCACGUGCAGCUUUUUGGAAACGUUUGCGCGCCAGGCUGUCCGCGUAACGGAGAGCCCACCUGUCCGACGAAGGUAGACUUCACUCCCGUUUCUUCGAGGAUGUGAACGUGCCUGAUUAACCGUGGAACAUCGGAGCAGAGCGAGCAGACAGACGGGCAGCUCUGGGAAAAACAUGUGCAGAAACACAGAGGCUGCAGAGGACUGACUCUUUCCACGGAGGGAGGGAGAAAACAACAACUUUUUCCGCUCUUCCACACCGAGAGGAUGGAUGGAGAACAUUUUUCGCUGUCAGGAGUUGAGAGGGAAAGAGAGAGGCUUCCACCAAUUUACAACAGCUCCGCUCCUGCUGGUUUCGGGCGAGGAGCGAAGCAGCCUUUUCUGUCUCUGGGCACCUUCAGCUCCACGCUGAGCCAGAGGAGGGACGCGGGGGGGCGGGGCUUAGCGGCCGGCAUGACGGGCGGCCUGAGCAGCGCCCACUGGCUCCGACACGGGAGAGAGCUGCCUCCCAUCUGCAGCGAUGUCCGUCAGAAGCAGCGGCUCUCCAUCGACACUCUUCCCCCAGAAGCCAAAGCUCCCUUCCCCUCCGACCCCGUCAUCCCUCUGCGCACCAAGACCACCAAGGAGUUUCAGGAGGACACGGAGCGUGCCGUCCAAUCAGGUGACUGGAAGGAGGUGCGAGAGUUUUACCUGACCACCUUUGACUCGUUCAUAGAAAUCAACGCUGCCUUCAAGCGAGAGGCCAACGGCUCAUUCCACACCAUCGACGACUCGGGAGUCAACGCCAAGUUUGUCAACGCCGUUUACGACGCUCUGCUCAGCACACCUCAGGACAUCCAGAAGUCCGUGUUGAAAGGGAUCAUCAACAGCUUGCUGAGGGAGUGGAAAGGCCCUCGAACAAAAGACGACCUGCGAGCUUAUUUCAUUCUGGUUCAGAACCCCCAAUAUUCCAGCACCAGCACCUAUGUGAUCUACGCCCACCUGCUGAGGCAGAUUGCAGCUCUGUGUGAGGCGGACCACCACUUCCUGGUUCAUUGGCUAAAAAAUUUCCUGUCCUCAGAUGCAGCCAACAGUGUUUCCUCCACUCCCAUCAUGCCUUUCACCGACUUCUACAACAUCACUCUGGAGCACAUAGACUUCAUGGAGGAGUACCGGACCUGGCAGAACUACGGCAACUCCACUAGGUUUUCCUUCUGUCAGUUCCCCUUCAUCCUUUCUACGGUGGUGAAGAAAGCCAUCAUCCAGAAAGACUCCGAGCAACAGAUGAUCAGUCAGGCCCGGCAAAGCCUGGUCAGUAAGGUUUCUCGCAGGCAGAGAGUGGAUAUGAACCUUCUGUUCCUCAACAUUAAAGUACGACGAGCACAACUCCUCAGCGACUCACUGGAUGAGUUGACAAGGAAGCGGUGCGACCUGAAGAAGAAGCUGCGGGUGACGUUUGUCGGUGAGGCGGGGCUGGACAUGGGCGGCCUGACCAAGGAGUGGUUCCUGCUGCUGGUCCGACAGAUCUUCCACACAGACUACGGCAUGUUCACCUACAUGAAGGACUCACGCUGCCAUUGGUUCAGCAGUUGGAAGUGCGACAACUAUUCAGAGUUCCAGUUGGUCGGGACUCUGAUGGGCUUAGCCGUGUACAACAGCAUCGCUCUGGACAUCCACUUCCCCCUCUACUGUUACAGGAAGCUCCUCACUCCACCUACUGCACCAUGCGACCAAAAUGCCCUUGUCGGCAUGACAACCGCCACCCUGGACGACCUGCAGCAGAUCAUGCCGGAGCUGGCUCACGGUUUGGGAGAGCUGCUGAGCUACGAGGGAAACGUGGAGGAAGACUUCUACCUCACCUUCCAGGUCUUUCAAGAGGAAAUGGGCGUGGUCAAAUCCCACAACCUGAAGCCUGGAGGAGACAAAAUCCCGGUGACCAAGCAGAACAGAAAGGAGUACGUCCAGCUGUACGUUGACUUCCUGCUGAACAAAUCCAUUUAUAAACAGUUUGCUGCCUUCUACCACGGCUUCCACAGUGUGUGUGCCUCUGAUGCACUCAUGCUGUUGCGGCCAGAGGAAGUGGAAAUGUUGGUGUGUGGGAGUCCAGAGCUGGACAUGAACGCUCUGCAGAAAGCUGCUCAGUAUGAAGGAUACAGCAAGACCGAGACCACCGUCCGGCUGCCGAUCUCUCACACCUGUUUUAAUCAGAUCUGUCUCCCUAUGUAUCGCACCAGGAAGGAGCUCAAACACAAACUCACCAUCGCCAUCUCCAACGCUGAGGGCUUUGGCCUGGAGUGACCAGCCUCCAUAAACAAACACACACACACACACACACACACUCUCUCUCUCUCUCUCUGUCAUGACUGCCACAGCGCACAUUUUGUGGUUGUGGAUCAAACUUUAGAGGAAACAAGUUUUUCAAUAAGUGCUUUCUAAUUUCAAACAAUAUAAUCAUGGACUCUAAUGCAGUUUUAUUGUUAUUUUGGGGUUGGACUCGUCAAUUUGUCAAUGUAGAACGUUUUUAAUUUGCAGUGGAUAAGAUGAGAGGUUCCCCCACGCAGCAGCUACAGAGGAGUAUUUUUAUUUGCACAUUGUCUAUGUUUGCUCUAUUACAAGACAACCCUGGUGAAGACCAUUAUAUUUUGGAUGACACUUAAAAGAAGUUAACUUAUAGUGUUAUCCUUCGAGAAACUCAAUGAAUUUCAUAAUGAAGUUUUUAAAUAUUUCUGGCCCCAUGCCAUUGAAACCAUACCAACCAAUAUUCUCAGAAAUCUUGUAUCACCAAAAGCGUGAACUUAUAAUAGGUUGCUGCUUUGCUCAGGUAAUUAUUAUUGUCAAUAUGACUAUUUAUUAACCAGAUUUCCAGGUCAUUGCCAUGGAUGUACUAAAGACUUAAAUACAGCAUUCAUGGCGGGGCCCUGUUCAUUACUAGAGAAAAAAAGUUUGUGACCUUUCGGGUUAACCUCCAUGAUAUGUGGCCCGCUGAAUAUGUGCUGUAGAAAGAGACUUUACAAGGCUUUUGUAUUGCUUUUGUCGGCUUGAGGGAAGUUUUCAAUUAUAAAAGUUUGUGGAUUCAAAAUUCACAGUAGAAAAGAGUCCUAACCGACAUUGUUUGAAGUUCAGGGUUCCUGGCAGCAGUUUUACAGACGUCUCUUUUAUAAAAGCGGCCUUUUUGGGCCACAGAGUGGCCCAUUAAUGAUAAUAGCUUUUGGACGCAUUGAUCGAUGAGCUUUAACGGUGGAGAAUUAACUGAGAGCAUGUCUGCAUUAAGCCGGUUAAAUUGAGAACAGAAAGUUGAACAGAAAAAUUGGGCCUCAGUUAAAAUUUUAAACCCUCAAAUGACAUGGAUUAAAUUAUCACAUCCUUGUGUGUGAGGUACAGAAAAAAAAGAGAGGGAAGAAUUAUAAACAAACAAUAAGGAUAAAAGGCAACGGUUUCAACAAAAAUUUGCAGAUAUAGUUCUGGAGGUCACUAAAGAAUUGAGAUGUAUGAUUUUAAUAUUGUGUUCAUUUUGACUUUACGGUGACGUUUGAAAUAUAUUUUCAUAGAGGCAUAGGCAUGUUUUGUAUCAUUUAGCUUUGUUUGCAGCACACUGUCAGAAGGAUGCUAUCAUGUGUCAUGGGAUUUAGAUUGUCUUGUGAAGUUUUAUUUUUGUUGUUUUGACAUUGCUGCCGGUUUUAUUGAA
Molecule: messenger RNA, 3850 nt
Organism: Etheostoma cragini (Arkansas darter)
Lineage: Eukaryota; Metazoa; Chordata; Actinopteri; Perciformes; Percidae
Gene: hectd2
Product: HECT domain containing 2
Exons: 20
Coding region: 454-2463 (669 amino acids)
Biological process (GO): protein polyubiquitination
Molecular function (GO): ubiquitin protein ligase activity
Source: RefSeq, a predicted model, not a curated record